GGUUGUCCAUCAAUGGAACAUUACAUAUGUUCGCAGAAACUGUGGGAGUUCAUUGAAUCAUUCCAAUCUCAGGUUCAUAAUCUCAAUGACGUCUCAAUGCGUUAUGAAUCUCAAGCAUGUAAAUGGUUCAAGUUCAAUAAGAUGUCUGGAAUUUUUACAUUGGAUUUACAAAUUCCUGAGUUCUUCAUGCAACCCAGUCGCCAAUUAAUAAUUCCUGGUAGUGAAGUGCCAUCGUGGUUUCAUAAUCAAGAAUACUUUUGUGAGAAAGAAUUCCCUGAUCAAAAUGUGUCAUUCAUAGUAAGCAUACCUGAUCAUUGUCGAAGAAGUGAAUGGUGGGGCAUAGCCACAUGCUUAGUGAUAGAAAACGAUUUGGCAUACGGCGACGACAUUGAUACCGUUUGGUGGACUUGCAGAUUUCCGAAUGAUGAAUUUCCAAAUGCGAUUGGCUCCUGUUGCAUUGUGUUACAAUCAAAAUGGAGUCAUCAACUCUGUAUUAUAUAUAUUCGUUGUUCCUCUUUAGUUGUGAACAAACUUCAAAUGGUAUUUUCUACUGGAGGUCCAUUUGAAGAUGAUGAGCCGCCAAUGUGUGAAGUAAGGAAGUGUGGAUGGCGUGUAGUGUGUGUAAAGAAGAUGUUGAAACAUGGAAUGAGUCUUGUAGUAGCAUCAAUGAUGGAAUCAUAGUUAGCCCAAAACGCCAAGCUACCUAACAAAGCGCAUAAAAUAAGAACAAAUGCUUCAAGGUCCAGGCGAAGGAUCCAGUGGUGGACGGGGAAAGGAGCAAAGCUAGGGGUUUGCUUGUGAUUUGAGGGGAGAAAGGUCCGUACGCUUAUGGCCGUACACCUUUCAGUUCUAAUAUGGCUCGAAGGGGAAGGGGUAGAUCGAGGAAUAAGGAACGACCACCACCUCUACCUCCUCCGCCUCCGCCUCCUCCUCCACCACCAUCACAGGGGACGGAUGCAGUCAUGGCUAGGCUGCUUGAAGUUAUGGUGGAUAUACAGCAAUAUCUUAGAAGUCAUACUGUUCCAGAUCAGCAUGUUGACCUAAGUGCUGGGCAGGGAUCUUCUAGUACUAUGGGAGCUCAUGCACUAGUUACUAAUAAUCGAGAGGAUGACAUAUCCGAACCUUGUAAGCUUCCCUCCCCAUGGUAAGAGCUGCAUGAAAUUUAUGUUCUGUUAAGAAUUCUAGAUUGUUAUAGAAAGAAAUCAAAGAACUGUUAAGUU
Molecule: messenger RNA, 1220 nt
Organism: Prosopis cineraria
Lineage: Eukaryota; Viridiplantae; Streptophyta; Magnoliopsida; Fabales; Fabaceae
Exons: 5
Coding region: 13-681 (222 amino acids)
Source: RefSeq, a predicted model, not a curated record